This is a messenger RNA of Raphanus sativus (radish), 836 nucleotides long. Its product is annotated as ubiquitin-conjugating enzyme E2 20. NCBI's taxonomy places the organism in Eukaryota, Viridiplantae, Streptophyta, Magnoliopsida, Brassicales, Brassicaceae. The record is from RefSeq and is a predicted model, not a curated record. The coding region runs from base 120 to 662 and encodes 180 amino acids. The transcript is spliced from 6 exons.
UCAAAAUCGACGCCGUUUCGUCAUAGCCAGACGCGGUUUUAUAAACCUCAAGAGACUCUUCCUUCGCUCGAAAGAAGAAGGAUCUUGGCUCUCCUCCUGAGUAAAAGAAAACGAAAGUGAUGGCUGCCGUAAAUGGGUACCAAGGAAACACUCCGGCGGAUCCUCCGGCGUCAAACGGGUCAAAGCAAUCUGCGCCUCCGACUAAGACUGUUGACAGCCAAUCUGUUCUCAAAAGGCUGCAAUCUGAGCUAAUGGGCUUGAUGAUGGGCGGUGACCCGGGAAUAUCGGCAUUCCCAGAGGAAGACAACAUCUUGUGUUGGAAAGGGACAAUAACAGGAAGCAAAGAUACUGUCUUUGAAGGAACUGAGUACAGACUCUCACUCUCUUUCUCCAAUGACUAUCCUUUCAAACCUCCAAAGAUCAAGUUCCACACUUGUUGCUUCCACCCCAAUGUUGAUCUCUAUGGCAACAUCUGCUUGGACAUUCUCCAGGAUAAAUGGUCUUCUGCUUAUGAUGUGAGGACAAUCCUACUAUCCAUUCAGAGCCUUUUGGGAGAACCCAACAUCAGCUCACCACUGAACACUCAAGCAGCGCAGCUCUGGAGCAACCAACAAGAGUAUAGGAAGAUGGUUGAGAAGCUCUACAAACCUCCCAGUGCAUGAUAUCUUCUUCAAGUUGUUCUGAUUCAUAAACCUCUCCACAUGCCUGCCUUUGAUGAACAAGAAGAAGCAGUUUGUGUCAUUUAAUUUGUUUCUGAUUCAUAAACUACUGUUUUAUCUGUAACAUUUUACGAUGUGAGCUUUUCAAAAAUUAAUCAGAAUGAUACAUUCUUCUUA